Prorocentrum cordatum is the source of this 2850-nucleotide messenger RNA. Lineage: Eukaryota; Dinophyceae; Prorocentrales; Prorocentraceae. The record is from the annotation of a GenBank genome assembly.
GACCAUUUCAAGCAGAGCCACGAGGUCGAGGGCUUCAAGCUAUCGCUGAUCGACAACCCCGACGACCCGACCAGCAAGAUGCAGGUGGUUCUGGUCAACGAUACCGAGCGGCUCGCCGACGACGUCGGCGUCAUCGUUGAGUGCGGCGUCUCGCGCUCCACGACCGAGGACGAGUAUAGGCUGAUGGCGGACAACCAGUUGGUGGCGUCCCAGGGCAAGGGCUUCUUUGCCGAGAUGGUUCGCCCGAGUGGGCAGGAGGAUGCCCAGUGCAAGCGAUGCCGCCUGCAGGACAUCAGCUACGACGCUUGCGUCCCCAGGCCCGUGCUUUCUCCCGCUGGCGAUGGCGAGCCAGCCGACGGCGCGGAAGCCGCCGAGGAUGGCGGUGAUUUGCCACUGUCCCAGGAGGAGCAGCAAGCUAAGCAGCCUGCCAAGUACGGCUACUGGACCAAGCUUACCAAGGGAAGGUGGGGCUUUGUGGCGACUGUGGCCUGUUGCAGAGCCGAUGACGAAGACAAUAAAGAUGACGAGGGCGAUGCCGCUUCCACGGUGUCGGGUGGCGCUGGUGGUCAGCCCAAGCUUGGGGAGAACUUCGAGAGCAUGUUGCAGGAGAAGCUCAGGGCCAUCAAUCUCACCACCAUCGCGAGUGGACAGAACAACCUUGGGCACAAGAGGGCGCGUCUGAAGGCCAGGAGAGACACGUUCAGCGGGUCAUCCAACCAGGUCGAGAUCGAUGCCGCGGGGCUCAUCACGAAGCGCCUCGACUUGGCAGUGUACGCAGAGGACUUGUCGAAACCAGAGUUGCUGCACACGUUGCCUCCAGAUGUGUUCGAGACAAAGAUGACAGCGUUAGUUUCGACGGGCAUGGUGAUACCAGUUUCGCUUGCAGUCGAGAUCGGCAACCGCGCGGCAUCAGCCUUGGGGGCAGAGAUCGCGAGCGGCAACUCGGAUGACAUCGUGGGGUUCUUCAAGAUCGUAUUGCCGACGGCGCUGGUGUCGGUUGAGGGCGAGGAGCAGCUGCAGUGUCCCGAGGGCGAGCUUGGCUUUGAUUGGCGGGACCCGUGCGGGUACCAGAUCCCUGGCGAUGCAGCGGCGAAGGUGGUCAGGUUUGAGAGCGCGACCUUCUCCUAUUUGUUGUGCCCGCUGCUGCGGAGCUGGUCCACGUCACGAACUACAGAGCAGUUCAUCGGCAUGUGUCAGAAGAUCGACCAAGUAUUGAUCAACUCAAUGGGGGAGGACGUCGAUGAGGCGAUUCAGUUGAGCGUGAACUCCGCGGUGGAGUGUUUGCGGGCAGCCCAGUACGUCAUGGACCCCGACCCGUUGAACUUCAAGUUCGCGGCCGACUUCGACGCGCUGUCGGCGGCCGAGCCGCCCUCCGACGGUCAGUGGAAGGGCCUGAGGUUCUACUUCAACGAGCGGAUGUGCGAGACGGCCGCCUUCGCCAACAACGUGGUGUCCAUCAAGAAGACCAAGGUGACCCACCCGCUCAGCGUGGACAAGAUCAGGCUUGCCACGAUGGUCCUUGAGGACCAGGCCGGCCCGAUAGAAGUCAUGCCUAAGCUUGAGGAGCGCAUCAAGAACAUGGCAACGUUGAGGAAGAACUCGCGAGAGGGUGCCACCAAGGUGCUCGAGGUGAAGCUCAUGGCCUACCUGGAGGCGUUGGCUGUCAAGGUGUUGAAAUCUGUGCAGCGGUUUUUGGGGAUCGCGCAGGACUGCGGUUGUUUCAGGCUUACCCCGACCAUCACCAGUGCCAUUGAGUCUUGCAAAGAGAUCGGGCGUCUCAUGUGCGUCGAGGUGUCCAAAGCAGGAUUCGGCAGCAUCAUCAGUUCGAUACGGCCCGAAGAGUUGAUGAACCAAGAGCCCAGGGAUAGUUUCAUCGGAAAGGUUACCGAUAUCAUGCGCGUGGCAGAUCUAGAGAAUCCAUUCCCAGCGAACGUCCAGGAGGCAGCAGUCAAUCUCUUGCAGGGCGUGUACCAGAAGAUGAUCGACAAUGCAGAUAACCUUUCAGACGAUACGGUCGGCCUCGUCGGACACGUGAUGCAGCUAUUGCACCCGAGCUCUACCCAGGGGCGUGACUGGAGUGUUGCGCACCGCUUGCUGGGCACAAUCGUUGAGACGAAGACGGCCCAUCGCAAGUACAUCGCGUCUGGUGCUGACCUCGCAGCUCGGAUCGCCAACGGUGACCCCGACGGCAUGGCGUUGAAGCUCCUUUACAGCAGUCGCAAGGCGAUCGAGGCGCAGUUCAGGCAGCUCCCACCGUCCUUCCAGCAAGCAGACUUGAUCACGGACCUUCUGACGAUCACCGAGCAGACGAUCAAGGCCGAUGCCCUCGAGCGCUACCUCCUUGCGAAGGCCGCCGCCAACGCGGUGUGGACUAAGCCAUUCGACGACGGCGACGAGAACCAGAGGAGCCUUGAGACGGCUCACGGCGGCACCUUCGACGGCUCGGAUUGGCGUGGCUUGCUUGUCGGCGAUAACACGUUCGCGGCCCUCCACAAGCAUGCGCAGAAGACGCUCCUCACGCUGAACCCAGCGAAAUUCAAGCAGCAGGCGAAUGAGUUCAAGGCGGCUUUCGACAAGGCCAAGACAGAACGGGAAGCUUUCGACACGAGCCCAGACACUGCGUGGGAAGCCGCGCUCGAGGUCAAGCUGAAGAAGGCGUUCACGACCAGUAAGGAAGCGACGAUCAUCGGCGUUAUGGCAUUGUUGAAGGACAAGAACAAGCUGCAGCAGAAAUGUCGCUCGGAGCGUAACUCAGGCAACAGCAGCAAGCCCAACAGCUACCAGGACGCGCACCCAUGGGUCAAGAAGCACGUGGAGGACGCCAUCAACUUGAUGCCCUUGCAGGGCUAG